GAAUAUUAUGCAGUAUGUUGAUCUAGGCGUGAUCUCAUGUCUUUUCUAGAAAUCGUGGAAAUCAAUUAUCGGUUAGAAAAGUCCUCAUAAUAUCAAGAAAAGGGGAGGCCACUCUAGUUCUAUUUGUGAAUUGUCAAGAUAAACAACAGUCAGCGAACAUUGCGUAGUAGUCAAGACGUGCCGGUUGCACGAGAUACUUAAGUUAAUUUCUACUAGAUUUAAAUUCUACUCGGUUUAAAAAGUUCAGAAUUUCGUGCUAAAUUUUAGCUUUCGAAAUUAGAUCUAAUUUUGUUUGGCUUUAUUAAUAAUGGCUCUUCGAGGACCUUCCGAUCCGACCUCAUACACCGAAUUUGAUAAAUGUGCUGUUACGAAACUUGACUGGGACGUGAAGGUAGAUUUUGACAGCCACAAGAUCGGCGGUUUCGCCCAUUUGACAAUCGAAAAAAAAACUGAAGAUCUGGAUUUUCUGUGCCUGGACAUAAGGGACCUUACCAUUGAACAAGUAACUCUUCAAGACACAGGAGCUGAGUGUGAAUUUCAAAUUUCUAACCCUCUUAACUUCACCUAUGGUUCUAAGCUUGCCAUAAAGCUUGGCCAAAUCUCAGGAAAAAGUUUUACAGUCAGCAUAAAAUAUGCUACUUCAUCUGAGUCUACUGCUUUGCAAUGGUUGCGCCCAGAACAGACUGCAGGUAAAAGGCAUCCAUACCUCUUCAGUCAAUGUCAGGCCAUACAUGCCAGGAGUUUGUACCCUUGUCAAGAUACUCCACUGGUUAAGUUUUCAUACACGGCUAAGGUGAGGGCCCCCAAAGAGUUCACUGUACUGAUGAGUGCCCAGAGGCUGGGGGUUGAGCCUGUAGAGGGGACCUCGGACUGUGUCACCAGGUUUUCUCUCAAUGUUCCCAUUCCAAGUUACCUCCUAGCCAUUGUGGCAGCAGAUCUUGAGAGCAGGGAAGUUGGGCCAAGAUCUAAGGUGUGGUCAGAGAGAGAAGUGGUGGAUGAUGCUGCUAAAGAGUUUGGUGAGACUGAAACCAUGCUACACACAGCAGAACAGCUGGUUGGGCCCUACCUGUGGGGGAUAUAUGACAUGCUGAUUCUCCCCCCUAGUUUCCCCUAUGGUGGGAUGGAAAACCCAUGCCUCACAUUUGUAACUCCAACACUUCUGGCUGGAGAUAGAAGUCAAGCUGACGUGAUUGCUCAUGAGAUCUCUCACAGUUGGACUGGGAACCUGGUUACCAACAGAACAUUUGAAGACUUUUGGUUGAAUGAAGGUCAUACCAUGUUCUUGGAGAGGAAAAUUCUGGGCAGGAUGCAUGGAGAACUCUUCAGACAGUUGCAUGCUCAAGAAGGCUGGCACACUUUACAAAAAACUGUAGCAAAAUUGACGUCAGCUGGCGACGAGCGCUUUACAAAACUGGUGCCUGACCUCAGUGGGGUUGAUCCUGAUGAUGCUUUCUCUAGUAUACCAUAUGAGAAAGGCUUUGCUCUUCUUUAUUAUCUAGAAACACUGCUUGGUGGGCCAGAUGCCUUUGAGAAGUUUCUCCGAGCUUAUGUGGAUCACUUCAAGAACCAAUCAAUUGGAACACAACAGUGGAAAGACUUCUUGUAUCAAUAUUUCUCCUCCAAGGAAGAUCAAGAGAAACUAAACAGUGUUGACUGGGAGGCUUGGCUUUAUGGUGUAGGCCUCCCACCAUAUGAACCUCACUAUGACACAAGCCUUGCCAACCCCAGCACGGAGUUGUGUAACAAAUGGCUUGCACAACCUGAAGACAACCUGGAUGUUUUUUCACCUUCAGACAUCAACAACCUGCCUUCCAUACUUAUAGAAGCAUUCCUCUCACAGCUUUUACUAGCAGUGCCUGCAGUUUCUUUAAACAAAGUGCAACAUUUACAGAAAGUUUACAACUUUAACCAAGUGCGAAACUCUGAAGUGAGACUAAAGUGGCUUACACUGUGUAUUAAAGCCAGGUGGGAAGAUUGUAUUCCUCAUGUUCUGAAGUUCCUUAACGAGCAAGGCAGGAUGAAGUUUGUUAGACCAUUGUAUAGUGACUUGUAUGCCUGGGAGUUUGCCAGACCAAAAGCCAUUGAGAACUUCAAGGCGCACAGGGCAGAGAUGCACAAUACAACAGCCACAAUGGUGGCCAAGGAUCUCCACCUUAAAGACCAAUAAAAAUCCCAGACUCCUGUUAUGAUUUGAGAUUUUUAGGCUGCAAUUUUGCACUCUUACACUUGUUAUAACUCAAAAUAGUAUAACAAAAAUUGAAUGUACCAGUAUAAGCAGAACUAGAACUCUUAUUUCAAAAAGAUAAAAAUGAACUUGAAGACAACGUUUAAGCCUGGAAAACAUGUAUUGAGAAUAUAAAUACAUUUUCACAUGUAAAUGAAAAUUUAUUUUCUAAAAUAGUUUUCUUAUGGGUGUAAUAUUUUAAAUUAAGUAUUUAAAUUCUAAUAUAUAUUUUGAAAUAUCAAGACUUAUUAAAUUACUUUAAAGUAGAUCAGAUGUGCUUAAUUUUAAUGCCAUUUUGAUACAUUUUAAAUUAUAUUUAAAAUAUCUAUCCAAUAUUUUCUUUAGGCUUAAUUAAGUUUUUAACAUGUUACAAUUCCCUGAUUAUCAAUGUUGAACUGUAUUUAUUCUAUAAGGAUUAAUAUUUAGAAAAUUUGUUUAGAUGAUUGAGCAUAAUUAACACUUGUUAUUCUUUUUAUUGAUUUUAAUAUUGAUUAAAUUAUUAUUCACUUUUAUUAAAUCUUUUUGAUUUUAUUUUUAAAGUUAAAUAACAAUAGCAAAGUUUAAAUUCCAUUUUAUUCCUAACAUGUAGAGAAGUCUA
This is a messenger RNA of Physella acuta, 2822 nucleotides long. Its product is annotated as leukotriene A-4 hydrolase. Gene Ontology annotation, cellular component: cytosol. Lineage: Eukaryota; Metazoa; Mollusca; Gastropoda; Physidae. Gene Ontology annotation, molecular function: metallopeptidase activity; epoxide hydrolase activity; aminopeptidase activity. Gene Ontology annotation, biological process: peptide catabolic process; proteolysis. The record is from RefSeq and is a predicted model, not a curated record.